UAUUAUGUUUUUUUUUUCAAAAUUGAUUUGUUCAACUUUCCUACUGAUAUAGAGUUCAAAACAGUUCCAUAAAUGGCGGGCAUUCAAAUCCAUCGACGGAGGGUUUAAGCCGAGCCAAAAUGGCGGCAGAAGACGAUACAUCCAUGUGUGUCAAAAAUGAGAAUGUGGCGACUACGUCUGAGGAGGUGCCACCGCACUUGGAUUUUCUCUCGCCAGAUUUUGAUCCAUUGGAAGCACUUCAAACUGAGGGACUUCAGCCUCCUAAUGCUCGAGUACGACCUCUGGACAAUCUAAAUAGGUGUCGUCACAUUUUGCCACAGGAGGUUCCAGAAUCAGUAGUUAAUAUAUCUCCCAAGAGCAGAUCAGCAGAAUCAAUUGAAGCUCAGGAACGAGCUAAGGCUCGAACUUCCCUUCUCCUUGAAAAAGCAGCAGAAAAGGCUCGCCAAGUUAAGAUCUUUGACAUGCUUGCAGAAAAGGCUAAAGGUCCGUUAAGUUUUCUGUCUGUCUGCUAUAACGAAAAAGGCCGUGUUCAAGUUUGGACCCGACACACUCAUGGAAUAAGAGGAAACUUGAUUGGAUUUUUGCAUGCAUUUGACCGUCAUAUGAACAUGAUUUUGCAAGAUGUGGAAGAGGUAUAUACAGUUCGGCGACAUGUACCUCGACUUGUGAACAAACGAGGUCGUCGAUCAAAAAUUCCAAAAGAUGAGUCCAACAAUGAAUGUUCUUCUGGUGUGGUUGAGAAUUCAGAUUUGGUUACAAUUAAUGCGGAAGGUAAUGAAAAUUCAAGCAAAGCAAUAGAUGAGAUCACUGAAGGAUUGAAAGAGCUUCGUCUAUUCCCAAAGUUGGAGCAUAGGCGUCGACAUGUUGGUCAGGUUUUCUUGAGGGGUGACAGUGUUGUAAUGGUAAGACGCAUCCAAUAGCAUAUCAACUGUAUGGAAGAUUAAAAAGUUCUGAGUUUUCUUGAUCCAUGAAAUUAUUUUUGCUUAAAAUUGGUUAGGUUUUCUAGAUUUCUACAUCUCCAUCUUCCUUUAAAUUACCGUUAGAGUGCAUGCCAUGUUAUUGUGAUUAUAUGUCGAAAUUAUCUCAUUUGGCUUAUUGUAAAAUUGUUUUUCCUUACACAUAUAUAGAUAAAUAAUUUUCAAAGGAUUGCUAUGCCGUGUAAAUUUUCAUAGAAAGGGAUAGAAAUCAUCAGAUGCCAGAUCAAAUAUUUAUGGUAGGCUACAGCUCCAAUUAACAAAAGUUGAGACUAAAUCCAUUGGUAAUUUGUUUUAAGGAUUUUUAUCUGCUAUGGGCCAAGCAUUAAGGCUACGCUGUAAAAUAUUUCUUCUCUUUUCUGACAUUAACUAUAACUUUAAGCACCUUUAAAUAAACUCAUUUGGAGUUUCAAGAGCCCAGAAUAAUUCAUCUUGUUGGACAGGAGUGCAUUGUUCUACUCAAUUUCACGGAAUAUGAUUCAAUUUAUUAUUCACUCUGAAUUUGGGAAUAA
Molecule: messenger RNA, 1486 nt
Organism: Cryptomeria japonica (Japanese cedar)
Lineage: Eukaryota; Viridiplantae; Streptophyta; Pinopsida; Cupressales; Cupressaceae
Exons: 8
Coding region: 120-920 (266 amino acids)
Biological process (GO): mRNA 3'-end processing by stem-loop binding and cleavage
Cellular component (GO): U7 snRNP
Molecular function (GO): U7 snRNA binding
Source: RefSeq, a predicted model, not a curated record